UUUUGUUUUUCAACAACAGUUUCUAGAGGCAUUUUCUUCUCUGAUCACUUACCAUUUAGUAGAUCGAUUGAAUCCAACCGUUGGGCGAAGGAAUAGCGAAAGCACAGACUACAAUGGCCAUCGACACAGUCCCUCCCCUCAUCGGCGCGCAGCUCAAUUAUCUCCUCACUCACUCCCCUGUCUCCAUCAAGGUUGAACAGAUGUGGUCUGGUUCUAAGCACCAUGGCUUGCUCGAUCGAUUCACCUUACUCAUCCCCUUCUGCCUCGAUUUUAUCAAAUGGGAUGUUAUAUACAACGGACAGUAUCCAUUGUUGGCACCAGAUAUCAUUUUUGGACCUGAUGAUGAAACUUUUCGUCCAUUUCACUCUGCCGGUGAAGAAGGGGAUUUGAAGUCUCCAAAGAGCAGUUUGAGUGAUUGGAACAACAAAGACCAUACUCGACUACUGUCUCUCAUUCUUGAACUUAGGGAAUUAUAUAUGGCUUACCAAAGGAAGCGUGUAGGAGACGUGGACGACGAUAGACUAAAAUUUGAACUUAGCACUAUGGUAUCAAGGAAGGGAAUUGAAAUGUGUAUGAGCUCAGGUGUUGAAAAGCCAGAAGAGGUAAAGUUUGCAGUGCCUUUACUGGAAAUAGAUAUAAACAAAAUGGUCAUUGGGUGCACCUGGCGACAUCAGCAAAAGAUAUAUUUACAGGCCAUAUAUCCUGUGGGCAGAAAGUAUUCAUCUGUCCCUUCGGCACCACGCCUAAAAUUGGUAGCUUCUUCUGAGUUGAAGGCUCUAUUUUCAAUCGAAGAUUUCAAGCUUCCUCCAUGGUUGGAUGGAAUGUGUAUGGCUGAAUAUCUUCCCAACUUAGAGGAGAUGCUAGCAUCACAGAUUGGAGAUGCAGUUUCACUUAUUGAAGCUAGAAGGAAGUUUAUUGAGGCAUUAGCUCCUCAUUUUGGAAGGCCCGUAGAAGCUGAUCCGGUUUUUUGCAGAAAGGCAACAUUUCUGGCUGCCUCAGGAUUGUUUUCGUUUCUGGUGCAUUUUUCCCUUCCACUACAGUUCCCCAAGCAACAACCACUUCUGAUGCUUCAGAGUUCUCAGCAUUUUAGUUACCAUGGUAUGCCCAUCAAGUCACCUAUUUUGACAGAUUUUCCCUGGAGUCCCAGAUGGGAAGCAUCAGAAAUGGCUGAACGGUUCUUUGAUUAUCUUGUGGAAGAAUGUUUGAACUUCAAGAAGUACUGCAAUGAGAAUAUGCUUCAGCAACGAUAGUGCCCCGUCUUGGGAAGGUCAUUAAUGUUCCUUGAGUUCGCCCUCAUCAGUACAGCGAUGUAAUAUUGUUUUAUUUGAGCUAUAUGGUUUUAUUUGUUGAUAUGGUUGCGAAUUUCAUUUACUUUAUGUGAUGUUGCUGCUUCAAAAUCACAGUGAGCACGAACCAUGUUCUCGACAUUGUAAUAUAUCCCCGCAAAAAAGGUUAUGGAGCAUGGUAAACCGACUUUUGUGUUGAGGAAAAGUAAUUCUGGGGAAUUUACAAGAUUACAACCAAAUUGGGUAUGUUAUGAUGGAUGAUGAUGAUGUUUUUUUUUUUUUUUUUUUUUUUUUUUUUAAACAAUUAUGUUGUGAUGAUGUUGGUAACUGGUAUGCUUUUAGGAAGAAUUUGUGUAACGUCAAGAUGCAUUUGCUCCAGCAGAUUUGUAAAGUAACCUACCAACUAAAGAAUCAUAAUAAUUUUUUUUUCUUAAGCAAUAUAUGGAUUGUUGUUCGUGGA
This is a messenger RNA of Cornus florida, 1746 nucleotides long. RefSeq lists its product as uncharacterized. Gene Ontology annotation, cellular component: BRISC complex; BRCA1-A complex. NCBI's taxonomy places the organism in Eukaryota, Viridiplantae, Streptophyta, Magnoliopsida, Cornales, Cornaceae. Gene Ontology annotation, biological process: double-strand break repair. The record is from RefSeq and is a predicted model, not a curated record. The transcript has 13 exons. Bases 114 to 1250 code for a protein of 378 amino acids.